Molecule: messenger RNA, 891 nt
Organism: Rhodamnia argentea
Lineage: Eukaryota; Viridiplantae; Streptophyta; Magnoliopsida; Myrtales; Myrtaceae
Exons: 2
Coding region: 1-891 (296 amino acids)
Source: RefSeq, a predicted model, not a curated record
AUGCGAUACUCUCACAUAGAUCUGCAUACUGUGACCCAAAGAAUGACGACAGCCAAAGUGAGCUUGAAGCUUCUGGUCGACAAGAGAAACCGAACGGUGGUCUUUGCUGAGGCAGGCAAAGAUUUUGUCGACUUCCUCCUCCACAUCCUCGCGUUGCCGGUCGGACAGGUGAUCCAGCUUCUCACGAAAUCUGGGAAAACUGGGAUGGUGGGCAGUUUAGCCAAUCUCUACGGCAGCGUCGAGAAGCUGAACGAUGUGUUCAUCAAGUAUUCCAAGAAGGAAAUUCUCUUGAAACCCAAAGCACCCGACUUCCUCGCCGAAAUCCCGAAUCUGUUGCCUGGGACUUCCUCCUCAGAUUCAACGCCCGGUACCUACUACAGGUGCUCUUCCCGUUUGAGCAUGAACUGCUUGAGCUAUGCGGCUGAGGACCGUUCUGCGAUGUGUCCUCAGUGUAGAAAUCCCAUGAACCAACCAUUCACUCUCGUCAAAUCUCCGUAUGGUAACCGGACCUACUAUGGGUGCUCCUACCGUGUGCACGCUAACUGUUCGAACUAUCUGGCUAAGGAAGGUUCUGCAAUAUGUCCUCAGUGCAGUUAUUCCAUGGGCCAACCAGUCACUCUUGUCAAACCAGCAGCUGAAUUGGACGCUAAGGCCGGCUUUGUGCUCGGGGAGGUGAUGUACAUGGUGACGGAUGAUCUGGAAGUAAAGCCCAUGUCGACUAUUUCGAGCAUUACUUUGCUCAAGAAGUUCAACGCGGAGGAGAUUGAGCAUCUUGAGGAGAAGGUGGUCAGCUUGGGAAUGGACGAGGGUAUCAAGCUGCUGAGGAGUUCACUCCACUCCCAGAAGGUUCUCACUGAUGUCUUCCUCGGUGUGAAGCGAGAGAGAUCGUGA